UUCUUCAUUAUUAUACCUACUACAACCGAACACGGCCAUUUGGUAGUUUGAGCUGUGGAAAUAUUGAUAUAUCGGAUUUAUCUUUAUCAUUUGAAUUAAAUAUACUAGAUAAAUUUAAUUUGAAAAGGUGUCUGUGUAUCUUCUGGAUUAAUCUCUGAACCAUUGUUGUGUCAGCCUUGGGGUUCCACAAUGGAGUACCUAGGACACACACAGACGGCCACUUACAUGACCGGGCCCCGACUCAAUAGCAGUAACACACAGACUUUCCUUCCCUCCAUUUCAACCAUGCAGUCAUCAUACAAAGCUUUCGACAAUGCGGCUGCCCCCUCCCCCCUUCGUCGCUCUCUCACCACACUGCCAUGGAGACCGAGCACCUACUACCAGACUGCCAGAGUGAACCCCUCCACAGCGCUCACCCGCAGUAUGCCAGACCCAAUGUCGGCCAGAAACCAGCUCUCUGAGUUAGACAGUAUUAAAGUGCCUCCAGUUUUCGCUGCCGCUAGAAAUGCUCUUUACACACGUUAUACACCAAAUGACUGGAUGAAUUCUAACCAAGGAAAUUACUUGUCAUCAGAUAGAGUUAGGUCAACUGCUGAACGCCUUAGGUUGGACACUGUUAGAUUGUGCCGUGAAACAGACGACAAGACAAGAAGAACACAGAGCGAUGUUGGAAAGCGUCUAGGUGAAAGAAUAGGAGAUAUCACAUUCUGGAAAACAGAAUUAAGUAAUGAAACAGACAAUAUGAUGGCAGAAAUCAAUGCAUUGCAGGAGGCCAAGAGGGUGUUAGAGAAGGCGUUACAGGAGACAGAGAACCCUCUUCACAUCUCACAGGAGUGCUUGUACCACAGGGAGAAGAGGCAGGGGAUCGACCUGGUCCAUGAUAACCCAGAGAGGGAACUCAUCAAGGAGGUUGACAUAAUUAAAAGGUGUCAGGAACGAAUGCGAAACACCAUUGACAGGGCUAACACUCAGCUUGGUUUGAACCGAGCUGCCCAGCAUGAACUGGAGAAGGACUCUGGAGACAAGUUUGUGGCUGGAAGCCUCGACACCACCUGCCACGGUCUGCGUAACUCCUCCCGCGGCAUUGCUUACCAUAACGGUGUAGAAAGAAUUGAUAACACUGUGUCUGUGCCGGAGUCGUGGGCCCAGUUCACCAACAACAACAUCCAGAGGUCCCAGAGCGAGCGUGCAGCCUCGAAGAACAUGCGUAACGAGAUUGAGAGUGUGCUGAACUCGUGCGCCAACGAGAUGUGGCAGGAAUGGAACUCUGUCAAUGUGGCCCUCACCCAGCGCAUGCAGGAGUCCACAGACGCCAGGAACAAGCUCCAGACUCACCUCUCUAAGGUCCUACAGGAGGUGUUCGACAUGGAGAAGAACAUUGAGUUCCUUAAGAAGGCGAUCCAAGACAAAAUGGCUCCCAUGCAGGUGGCACAGACCCGCCUCGACACUCGCAUACGCCGACCCAAUGUCGAGCUCUGCCGCGACCCUGUACAACACAGGUUGGUUGAGGAGGUGUCCGAGAUCACGGAGACGGUCGAGUCCCUGCAAGCGAAGCUUCGCCAGGCAGAGAACUCCCUCCAGCACCUGCUGCGCACAAAGGCUGCCCUUGAGCAAGACCUCUCCAUCAAGAAUAACUCACUCUUCAUCGACCGUGAGAAGUGCCUGGGCAUGCGCAAGACCUUCCCCAUGUCGCCAAGGGUUGUCUCCCUUUAGAGUGAUCGUUGAUGUUACUGGACUGAUAACAUUUGUUAUAAUGGUUUUUGAGUACUACUGUGAAAGAAAUUUAAGGGGUUUUGUAUGUGUUUAUAUUUAUUACAUGAACUGAUUGUACUAUUGUAUCACCAAAUGUUUUAUUCUAUUUUAUUUCUGCUGAAUAAUAAUUUUUGGAACAUUUUAUCGUUUUUUAAUAUUCUACCGUGUAUUGAUUACUUUUUUUAUAUAAAGUUGGACUGGGUAUUAUAAAAUUAAAUAUUUUGGUAGCUAAUGGUAAUGGUGCAAACAUUUGAUCCAAUUUGUUUGGCCGUAGUAGCAUUUACCUGACAAGAGAAGGUCCACAAACUUGUUAAGUUUUACACUUUUGAGUGAUAAUAACAAAAUUUACAAUGUUUUGUUUAACGACUAUUGUCUGUUAUUCUGUUAUAAUUAUAUACUUUAUGUUGAUGUUUGGUCUUGUGCAAAUGUGAUAGCAUAAUGUUACUUUUAUGUUUGUUUGUUUGUUAAUAUUAAGUCAUUUUGGAAAAAUGUAAUCAGUAUUAUUGGCCUGUGAUUACAGUAUUUCCCUGAAUAUCUUGUUUGUUGUACCACAGUAUUAUGGAUAUCAAAAAUGAACCUGUUAUAGUUAUUUUACACCUUAAUAAUAAGUAUUACUAAUUAUUACCUAUAAGUAGAUGUCGUAACAGAUUUGUUGAUAUGCAAGAGGAAGUGCUAAAAUAUUAACCAAACAUGCAUAGCGGGGCCAGGGAAUGGACAUUGUUUAGAAAAAAUCAGGACGAAAUAAGUAUUGAUAGCUUUGCUGGUUAGUGGCCUUACCAAACAGCAACAACAGCAGCAGCAACAACAACAACUGUUAAACUGGGACAUAAUAACUCCUGAGAGAUCUCCUCUUGAUCCCUAGCUCUGCCGGCCUCGGUCCCUCUAUUGCCAGAGGAGACAUUUAAUACAUGUAUGAUGAACUGUCACCCCCUCACCUAGCAGUAUUAUCCUUGUUGUGCACCCUUUUCAUCCUGUUGCUUUGUGUUCACAUUCUCAUUGUACAUUUGGCAUUUGAUGCUAAUAGUUUUUACCAUUUAUAUUUGUUGGUUUGUCAGUAUAUCCCCUUUUCAUAUAUUUUUAUUCUGUGAUAGCUUUUUUAUUCCGUCCAGUUUAUAAUGGGUGGUUGUAUGAAUAAAAUCAAAUGAUUUAAAUGUACCUUUUAGCAUAAAUUAUAAAAAAAGCAAUUGUGUCCUUUACAAUGAAAUCUUUUUUAAAAUCUUUUACAUAAGUAGUUGGAUGAUUUUAUUUUUUAUAUUUAAUCAUGGUGUGUCAAUAUAUUUUAUAAAAUCAUGUAUGUAUGAGGCAUUACAACAAAACUGGGAACUUGCACAAAUUAAAAGCAGCAAAGCUUUUAAGGUUUGACAAAUUGAUAAUUAUUUGAUGAAGAAACAUACAUAAUGUUCCCUUUUUUACAAUGCCAUGUACUACACAUUUAUGACUUUUUCUGUGUGUGCUGUCCCUAUCAUGUUAGAUGUGUUUGUUAAAUGUUCUGAAACCCUUCUGCUCAUAUUACAAAAUGGAUGCCUUUUAUGUGAACCAUUUAUAUCUGUAUGGUUGAUAUGUGAAAUAAAGUUGAUGCAGUGAUAAA
This is a messenger RNA of Mya arenaria, 3340 nucleotides long. RefSeq names its product tektin-3-like. The record is from RefSeq and is a predicted model, not a curated record. Gene Ontology annotation, cellular component: nucleus; microtubule cytoskeleton. Gene Ontology annotation, biological process: cilium assembly; cilium movement involved in cell motility. Bases 190 to 1713 code for a protein of 507 amino acids. NCBI's taxonomy places the organism in Eukaryota, Metazoa, Mollusca, Bivalvia, Myida, Myidae. The transcript is spliced from 7 exons.